UACAUAUUAUUUGUUAAGAAUUACCAAAGCAAGAUAGCAGAUGUACUUCUCUUUGAUUUGAGAAAUUUUCCGACGUUUAUAGAUGUUAAUAAGCUCAAGUAGUUUAACACCGCAACUGUAUCAGGAUCAACACUGAAGUCCACUGAUUCUGAUGCUAUAUUAUAACCCUUUUCAUUGAAACUUCACAACUGAUAAGAAAUAUAAUUUAGAUAGAGCCAAUAGUAAGAAUAGUGAAGAACAAAUUAUGAAAUAUGAGGCUUUAUACAUUUCAGAAGCUACAUAAAAAAGGAAGGAAAAUAUAUGCUUCAUAUAUACACAGAUGCAUAUAUUGCAGUGAAGAAAACAAGACAACUCAAAGUUAAGGAAAAAGACAUCUUUGUUGACACUACUUUCGAUGCAAGAUACAUGUGAUGGUUUGGAAUUUUGCAUUUUCAUUUUGACAACAUUGUCAUAAUUUGAAGCAUAUGACUGUUGCUGAUAGUAAUUAAUCACAUCUAUUGCUCAUACAUAUCAAGUGCUGAGAAUCAGGAGAUGGCUUCCAAACAUCAUGUUAACUUCAUGUAUAAAAGUGGGGGUUCAAAUGACAAUGAGAUUAAUGUUAUAACUUCAGUUUCUAGCAGUCUCUUGCCAGCUUUUGGAACUGUUGUGGGUGAUCAAGAAGAAUAUUCAUUGCUUGGAAAAUAUAUUGUUGCUCCUUAUGAUCGUAGAUAUCGGUGGUGGCAAACCUUUCUGGUGGUGCUGGUUAUCUACUCCGCAUGGUCAUCUCCUUUCGAGCUAGCAUUCAAGAAGGCAUCUACAGGAGUACUUCUGUACAUUGAUUUGGUGGUUGACGUCUUCUUUGCCAUCGAUAUCUUCCUCACUUUCUUUGUUGCUUAUGUAGAUAAAUCUACUUAUCUGCUCAUUCACGAUCACAAGAAAAUAUCAAUGAGGUAUAUCACACACCUCUGGUUCCCAUUGGACGUUGCAUCAACUCUCCCAUUUCAGCAUAUAUACCAAAGUUUCUCUGGUAAAAAGCAUACCAGUAAUGUCUUUGGUUUCCUUAACUUGCUUCGGCUCUGGAGACUUAGACGUGUUAGUGAACUAUUUUCCAGGCUAGAGAAAGACAUACGCUUCAGCUACUUUUGGACAAGAUUCUGCAAGCUUAUAUCUGUCACAGUACUCGCAGUGCACUCAGCAGCAUGCUUUUACUAUUGGCUAGCUUUUCAACACAAAACACCUUCAGAAACUUGGAUCGGACAUCAUCUAGGGGAUUUUAAAGAGAAAGGCAUCUGGGUAGGCUACACCUAUUCAAUGUACUGGUCAAUUGUGACACUUACAACAGUUGGCUAUGGAGACUUGUACUCGAAGAAUACAGGAGAAAAAACCUUCAACAUUUUCUAUAUGCUAUUCAACAUGGGCCUCACAGCAUAUAUAAUUGGAAACAUGACAAAUCUUAUAGUUCACGGUGCUGUUAGAACAUCUAUCAUGAGGGAUGCCUUUAAUGAAUUAUUACAAUAUGCAAGCAAAAAUCGCCUUCCUGAAGGUUUGAAAGAGCAAAUGCUCACACACAUGCAGCUCAAGUACAAGACAGCAGAAUUACAACAAGAAGAAGUUCUUCAAGAUCUUCCUAAGGCAAUCAGAUCUAGCAUUGCUCAACAUCUUUUCCGGAACACUUUGGAAGACACCUACCUUUUCAGAAAUGUCUCGGAAGAGCUUAUAGGGCAGAUGGUAUCAGAAAUAAAAGCAGAAUAUUUCCCACCCAAUGUUGAAAUCAUUUUGCAAAAUGAGAUGCCAACAGAUUUCUACAUUGUUGCCUGCGGAACCCUGGAUAUUCUGAUACGCAAAAAUGCAACAGAGCAGUUCUUGACUAAUCUAGGUGCAAGUGAUGUCUUCGGGGAAAUAGGAGUAAUUUUCAAUGAGCCCCAACCUUUCACGGUGAGAACAAGGAGUCUUUGUCAAGUAAUUAGGAUCAGCCAUCCCUAUUUUAAGCAAACACUGCAGCCGUUGAAUAGAGAUGGAAAGACAAUACUUGCCAACUUUGUUAAGCAUUUGGAGGGCCUAAACAAGGAUAUGCAGGAUGAAAUUCCAUCUUUAUCUGAUAUGCAAGAUUUAAUGAAUAUCAAGCAUUCAGGAUUACAAGACCAUGAAGAAGCAUCACAUUUCGGUCACAGUGAACAUACUAAAGAAACACAUAUAUAUCCUACUACAUCUUCAAAUUACACAUUCCCUUUGAGGUUGAUUAUACAUGGGCACCAUCCCGACAAGGAAGCAUUAACGGAAAGUGAAAGAACCGGGAAACUGAUCCAUCUUCCUGAAUCAAUGCAAGACCUUCUAAGCUUGGCUGAAAAGAAGUUUGGGAAAAGAGGAAAUGCAGUUGUCAUGGCUGAUGGUUCGAAAGUAGAUCUCUGUGCUCUCAGAGAAAAUGAUAAGUUAUUUAUCUUUUAGUUCGACAAAUAUUAUAGCAUUUCAGGAUCAACUAUAAAUUUCUAUGGAAAAAGAGAAUUCAAAGGUUA
This is a messenger RNA of Daucus carota subsp. sativus, 2492 nucleotides long. Its product is annotated as potassium channel KAT3. The record is from RefSeq and is a predicted model, not a curated record. NCBI's taxonomy places the organism in Eukaryota, Viridiplantae, Streptophyta, Magnoliopsida, Apiales, Apiaceae. The coding region runs from base 532 to 2424 and encodes 630 amino acids. Gene Ontology annotation, cellular component: membrane. Gene Ontology annotation, biological process: potassium ion transport; transmembrane transport. The transcript has 13 exons. Gene Ontology annotation, molecular function: voltage-gated potassium channel activity.